This is a messenger RNA of Rotaria sordida, 492 nucleotides long. The record is from the annotation of a GenBank genome assembly. NCBI's taxonomy places the organism in Eukaryota, Metazoa, Rotifera, Eurotatoria, Philodinida, Philodinidae.
AUGCGUUUAAAAUCUCAUUAUCAUCAAAUAACAGAAUUGCUUUCUUCUAAAUCAGAUAAACAUCAAUUAUCCCAAAGCGAUUAUUAUCAUAAACAGCAACAAGAAACAAUUCCAAAAAUAAUUAAAAAUCGAUGGUCGAUACAAUCACCGAUAAGUUCAGGUUCAUUUGGUUAUAUUUAUCAAGGAAAAAAUUUAAUUACUAAUGAAAAAGUUGCUAUUAAAUUUGAAUCGAAAAAUUCUCAUCAUCCACAAUUAUAUAAAGAAAGUCAAAUAUAUCGUUCUAUUGAAGGAACUGGUAUGCCUAAAAUGUAUUGGUAUGGAACAGUAGAUAGUUAUCAUGCUAUGAUACUUGAAAUGCUUGGACCGAGUAUUGAAGAUUUAUAUAAUUAUUGUCAUAGACGAUUUACAAUAAAAACUGUUGUUUUACUUGGUCAACAAAUGCUUGAAAGAAUAUGUCAUAUACAUCGUCGAGCUGUUAUUCAUCGAGAGUGA